GGCCCUCGGGUGCAGAUGGCGUCGGCGUCCAGGCCUCCGGUGCCCGAGGACUCGGAGCGAACCAUGAACCCCGGCAGGCGAGGCGAGCGGGUGGUCUCCGCGCUCGGCGAGGACGCGGCGGCGGCGGGGACCCUGACGGGCCGCGCGGCCCCGGCGCGAUCGGUGGUGGCCGCCUCUCGCCCCGUGAAGGGGAAAGCGGGCCGGGAGGCGGCCCGGCGGCGGCUGCAGCUGCUUCCCGUCUCUCGGGCGCAGGGCCCUGGGGAGGGGGCCGCGGAGGAGGAGGAGGAGCCCCUGCCCGCCGUGCCCGAGGAGGAGGAAGGGGAGGCGCAGCCGCUGCCCCCCGUCUGCAUGGCCCCCAUGAGGGGCAUGUGGCGGGAGGAGAAGGUGGCGCUCUACUGCGACGAGCUGCUGCAGGGCUGCAAGGCAGAAGAUGCUGAUGAGGCUAUGAGUAACUACCUGUCAGAAAAAUUAAAGUUGAAAGACAAAUGGCUUGGAGUCUGGAAGACUAAUCCUGAGUUAUUCUUUCUGAAAUAUGAAGAAGCUUCUAUCCCUUUUGUUGGUAUAUUAGUUGAGGCAACUUGUAUACCACGUCAAAGCUCAUCAUCUUGUUUCAAAGUGACUGUUUCUGUUGCUGAGCCUUUUUCUUCUAAUAUUGCAAAUAUUCCAAGGAAUUUGGUUGAUGAGGUUUUAGAAGAACUAGAGCAUAGUGUGCCUCUCUUGGAAGUGUACCCUGUUGAAGGACAAGAUUCUGACACACAUGAUAUUGCUUUGGCCUUGGAAGUUGUGAGGUUUUUUUAUGACUUUCUUUGGAGAGACUGGGAUGAUGAAGAAAGUUGUGACAAUUAUACUGCUUUGAUUGAAGAAAGAAUUAAUUUGUGGUGUGAUAUACAAGAUGGAACAAUACCUGGUCCGAUUGCACAACGUUUCAAAAAAACUUUGGAAAAAUAUAAAAGCAAGCGUGUGGAGCUCAUUGAGUAUCAGAACAAUAUUAAAGAAGACCCCUCUGCAGCAGAGGCAGUUGAAUGCUGGAAAAAAUAUUAUGAGAUAGUAAUGCUCUGUGGAUUAUUGAAAAUGUGGGAAGAUUUACGCCUCCGAGUCCAUGGACCCUUUUUCCCAAGAAUUCUGAGACGUAGGAAAGGAAAAAGAGACUUUGGAAAGACUAUCACACAUAUUGUAGCAAAAGUGAUGACUACCGACAUGGUAAAGGACUUUUCUUCAGACACAUUUCUCCAACAGCAUGACGACUUGGAUUUGGCUUUGGACAGUUGCUACAGUGGAGAUACCGUAGUUAUUUUUCCAGGAGAAUAUCAAGCUGUAAAUCUUGCUUUAUUGACUGAUGACAUCAUUAUAAAGGGUGUUGGAAAGAGAGAGAAAAUUAUGAUUACUUCUGAACCUUCUCGUGACAGUUUUGUGGUAUCCAAAGCUGAUAAUGUGAAACUAAUGCAUCUAUCUUUGAUACAACAAGGGACAGUGGACGGCAUUGUGGUGGUGGAGUCUGGUCACAUGACUCUAGAAAACUGUGUAUUAAAAUGUGAAGGAACAGGAGUGUGUGUUCUCACAGGGGCUUCCUUGACCAUUACAGACAGUGAAAUAACGGGGGCCCAGGGCGCUGGUGUGGAGCUGUACCCCGGCAGCACAGCCGUUUUGGAGAGGAAUGAAAUUCAUCACUGCAGUAACCUCAGGACCAGUGACAGUUCGAAAAGCAUCUUAGGUGGAGUUAAUAUGAAGGUUCUUCCUGCACCCAAAUUGAAGAUGACAAGUAAUCAUAUUUACAGCAACAGUGGUUAUGGAGUAAGCAUUCUUCAACCAACAGAACAGUUUUUUAUUGUAACAGACGCCUUCAACAAAGGGGCUGCUUCAGGAGACAAAAAAGAUGAAAACAGGCUCUCCAAAGUAAUGCAAAAUAUGAAUCUGGAAAUGAAUGAUAAUACAAUAGAAGCAAACUUAAAGGGGGAUAUCAGAAUAGUCACAAGUUAA
This is a messenger RNA of Molossus molossus (Pallas's mastiff bat), 1977 nucleotides long. It is a transcript of the gene SHCBP1L, whose product is annotated as SHC binding and spindle associated 1 like. NCBI's taxonomy places the organism in Eukaryota, Metazoa, Chordata, Mammalia, Chiroptera, Molossidae. Gene Ontology annotation, biological process: spermatogenesis; male meiosis cytokinesis. Gene Ontology annotation, cellular component: meiotic spindle. Bases 16 to 1977 code for a protein of 653 amino acids. The transcript is spliced from 10 exons. The record is from RefSeq and is a predicted model, not a curated record.